Messenger RNA from Lates calcarifer (barramundi perch), 534 nucleotides. RefSeq names its product eukaryotic translation initiation factor 4eb (gene eif4eb). Gene Ontology annotation, molecular function: RNA 7-methylguanosine cap binding; translation initiation factor activity. NCBI's taxonomy places the organism in Eukaryota, Metazoa, Chordata, Actinopteri, Centropomidae. The coding region runs from base 1 to 534 and encodes 177 amino acids. The transcript is spliced from 6 exons. The record is from RefSeq and is a predicted model, not a curated record. Gene Ontology annotation, biological process: translational initiation. Gene Ontology annotation, cellular component: eukaryotic translation initiation factor 4F complex; cytoplasm.
AUGGGAUGGUCUCUGUGGUUCUUCAAGAAUGACAAGAGCAAAACAUGGCAGGCCAACCUGCGACUCAUCUCGAAGUUUGACACGGUUGAAGAUUUCUGGGCUCUCUACAAUCACAUCCAGUUGUCAAGCAACCUCAUGUCAGGCUGUGAUUAUUCUCUUUUUAAGGAUGGCAUUGAACCCAUGUGGGAGGACGAGAGGAACAAGCGUGGCGGCCGCUGGCUGAUCACACUCACCAAGCAGCAGAGGAGAUUAGACCUGGACCGCUACUGGCUGGAAACACUCCUGUGCUUAGUCGGAGAGGCCUUUGACGACUACAGCGAUGAUGUGUGCGGAGCCGUGGUCAACAUCCGCACAAAAGGAGAUAAAAUAGCAGUCUGGACAUCAGACUAUGAGAACCGGGAAGCUGUAACACACAUAGGGAGAGUUUACAAGGAGCGCUUGGGGCUUCCCAUGAAGAUGACUAUUGGCUACCAAUCCCACGCAGACACAGCUACCAAAAGCGGUUCAACCACCAAGAACAAAUUUGUUGUUUGA